This is a messenger RNA of Dictyostelium discoideum AX4, 2541 nucleotides long. RefSeq lists its product as hypothetical. The transcript is spliced from 2 exons. The record is from RefSeq and is a predicted model, not a curated record. Lineage: Eukaryota; Evosea; Eumycetozoa; Dictyosteliales; Dictyosteliaceae. Gene Ontology annotation, cellular component: Golgi apparatus; cytoplasmic vesicle. Bases 1 to 2541 code for a protein of 846 amino acids.
AUGAAUAAUGUAAAUAAUUUAAUAGUUAAUAUUGCAAAUAAUGUAAAUUCUGUACUUUCAAUUGUUGGGAAAGCGACAGUCGAUACACCUGAACCAACACCUGGUUAUUUAUUUUUAGAUAUACAAAAUGAAACCAAUAAAUCAUUUGAAAAAUGUAUGGAUAUUUUAAAAAAGUUACAAGAGAGAUUAAAGAAUAAUUCAUCACAUGUUAAAUUAAAGACAUUGAAAAUCAUUAAACAUUUAAUAUUAAAGGGUAACGCAGCAUUUAAACAAGAGUUAAUAUUAAAUUUAGCAGAAGUACGUAAUUGUACAAAUUUUUCAGGUAGAAGUGAUUCAUUGCAUGGUGAUAAUCCAUUCAUGUUGGUUAGAAAAGAGUCUCAAGAUAUUUUAAAUAUUCUAUAUCAAUAUUCUUCAAAUUCAGAAGUCACUUCUGUAAAUAAUCAUUAUAAUGGUAAUGGUUAUAAUGGCAGCAGCAGCAGCAGCAAUAAUAAUAAUAAUGACAUAGUUUUAUAUGAAGGUCAUGGUAAUUCAAAUUUAUCAUAUGAUAUUGGUAAUACACAUAGACCAAUGGUUGGUGUUGGUAGUUCAGGUGCAAUUACAAAUGCACCAUUACAACAACAAACUGCAAUAGAUGAAUUUAAACAAAAGAUUCAAUCAUUACCUUCAAAAAUAUUUAAUAAUGAACAAUCAAAACUUAAUUUCGAUUCAGUUCCAGUAACAGAUAAUAAUAAUUUAUCAUUAGUGCCAAUGAAAGAUGGUUCUCGUUUUAUAGAUUAUAAUAAUAAUAAUGAUGAUAAUAAUAAUAAUAAUGGUAAUAAUAAUAAUAAUAAUAAUAAUAAUAAUAAUAAUAAUAAUUAUAUAAAUGGAAAUGAUAUAAAUACAGAUUCAAAUAAUCCAUAUUUAGGUACAAAUGAAUAUAAUACAAUUAUUAAUAUAAUUGGAACAAGUACAAGUGAAACUAGUUUAAGUAAUCUUUCAACCUCUAAAUUCAUAUCAUUCUAUGGUAGUUGUAAUAAAGAUACUAUUGAAACAAUAUUAUCAAUACUUUAUUACUCUAUAGAUUCUGUUAAAAAAUGGCAAAUUAAACAAAGAUAUUUAUUAUUAAUUGAACAAUUAUUACAAUAUCAUGGUAAUGAUAAGCAUGAUAAUAAUAAUAAUAAUAAUAAUAAUAAUAAUAAUAAUAAUAAUAAUAAUAAUAGUAGUAUGGUUAUGGAUUUCUUUAAAAAGAAUCAUUCACAUUUAAUUACAUUAACAACCUCAACUCAUAUUGGACCACGUGAAAAAUCAAAAUCUAUCCUAAGAAUGAUUGGUAUUGAUUUUGAAAAAAGUUUAGAAUCACUAAAAGAACAACAAAGAAUUAAAGAUGAAAAGGAUGAAAAAGAAAGACAAGAACAAUAUCAACAAUAUUUAAAACAACAAGAACAAUUACAACAAAGAUCAAAUAGAAAUUUUAAUAAUAAUAAUAAUAACAAUAAUAAUAUUAAUGACAGUAAUAAUAAUAAUAAUAAUAAUAAUAAUAAUAAUAAUAAUAAUAAUAAUAAUAAUAAUAAUAAUAAUAAUAAUAAUAAUAAAUCACAAGUUGGUAGUAUAUUCAAUUUUGAUGAACCAGAGCCACAAUCACAAUCGCAAUCACAAGCAAAUCAACCAAAACAUCAAUCUCAGAAUCAAAAUAUUUUUGGUGGUUUAUCUGUCAAUAAUCCAAACCAACAAAAAAAAGUUAAUGGCUUGGAUCACAAUAAUAUCAAUACUACAAAUAAUAACAACAAUAAUAACUCAUCCUUUGAUUUCUUUAGUGAACUAUCAAUUAAUAACACCACAAACAAUAAUAAUAUAAAUAACACCAACCUCAAUAACAUUACAAACAAUAAUAAUAAUAAUAAUAAUAAUAAUAAUAAUAAUAAUAAUAAUAAUAAUAAUAAUAAUAAUAAUAAUAAUAAUAAUAAUAAUAAUAAAAGUGAGAGUAAGAAAAUGGAUGAUUUAGAUCCUCUAUGCAAAGCAGAGAUUAAUGAUAAAAAAGUACCAAGUAUAAUGGAUGACUUAGAUUUUUCAAGUAUUUCAUUCACAGGUAACAGUAAUACUAAAGUUGAUACAAAUGCAAUCGCAAUUAUAUCACCAAAUACACCACUCCAACCAACUCCAACAAAAUCCUCAACUACCCCACCAAUUAAAACCUCAACCCCACCAUUUACAACCACUGCAUAUAAUAGUACAAAUACUUCAACUGCCUUUUACACAACAACUCUACCAAAGAUGAAUAGUAGCCCAACUAUUGGUAAUGGAUUUAACAAUAAUUUGAACAACAACAACAAUAAUAAUAAUAAUAACAUUAAUAAUAAAAAUAAUAAUAAUAAUAAUAAUGAUAAUACUGGUAAAUCAAACCUGGAUUUUGAAUUUGUCACAACCACCAUUAAAUCUCCAGUAACUAACAGUAACAAUGGUAGUAAUAAUAAUAAUAAUAACCCAAACAAAACUAAAAAUAAUGUCGACCCAUCAAAUGCAUUCGGAAUAUUAGAUUCGUAUGUUGUAUCAACAAAAAAAUAA